CGUGAAACGUGGACAUGUAUGGGGAAAGUACACCGAGCGAGACAAAUAUCCCCAUUUUGUGUUCUCAAAUCAUGGAUUAAAGGCUUAAAAGGAAGCAAAAAUAAGGAGCUCCCCCACCACCCAGCCCCCUCCUCAAGUGUGCGUCGAGGAGCUUGGCAGGUGUUCACUCGCGAGGGAGCUAGCUGGUCGCCUCACUCAGUCUGCGCCCUGAGCUUCAACAGGGUGCUGGUCGGCAGCCCCAAUUUUGAGGUCCACGAGCCCCGACAAGUUGACGGAACCCCGGAAGAAAUGUAUCUAGUGACUACAGUGGAGGACUGGUGACGAGCCCCGGGUACACGUACGGCGACGGCGGCAAAAGGCACCAGCUUGACGCUUGAACGCAGUGGAAGAGCACGGAUACCCGACGCUAGGUCCUUCCCCCGCUUUAAAAACAACUUUUUCAACAAACUCUUUUUCGUUAUUGCGUGUCAUAAAAGGCCUAAACAUACAAACUGCAAACUAUAGAGCUCAAAGCGAGGUAUUUAAGCGGUCUCUUUUGGUUUUAUGCUGAACCUGUUGUGCCACCGGUGGUGCCCGCCGCGCUGAUCCGAGGAAGGCGACCCCAUCUUCGGGGAGAGCGAACCGUUUCGCUACCAAGAGCCGCUCCCUAACUAGGACUGGAGUACUAACUACCCGGUCAGUGCUAUCCGAGGAUCUCUACACUAGGAUUAUUUGAUUAAAAACCAAAUCAAUUAAAUAAUUUGAUCCCUGGAGAGGUUGAAUUCGGGCAGAAUUUACGUCUUUUAUUAUCGCUGCUCUUCACAGCGAAGUGAUCCGCGGGACAAAUUCCCCGGGGACAAUUAACCAAGCGUCGGACAAAGUGGGAUUGGAGGUCGAUAGUUGACGCGAGGUGCACCGGCCGGGCGAUGGAACACGCGGACUCUGCCACAGCACAUCCACAUCGCCGGGUGCUCCAGCCGUGAAGUCGCGCUGCCCUUGGUAGUGUUCCGAUCCUGGACUCCCAGCUGACUUUUGAACACCAACGCCGUCUGAAGUCACCAAGCCCAGAGUGGUACCAGAACCCCCGGAUCUGGGAAUUUGCUUUUACUUUACCCGGAGUGGACAUUGUUGCCCGAGGCUCCCGUAUGUUGGGAUUUUGUCGGUUCGGAGGCUCCCCGGAGGUCCUGCAAGGAUUCUGCCCGGGGAGCGUGUGGAUGAUGCUGAGAAGCAGGCGGUCGCCUCUCUUGCUCCUGCUGCUCCUUCUCGGCUGCAGCUGCCACAUGUUGCACGGCCAAGAGGUGGCACCCUACCUGCGAGGGGUUGGCCUCGGGCAACAAGUGGUGCUGGAGGGAAACAGACUGGUGCUGACCUGCUCGGCUGGAGGCAGCUGGCCACUGCAGUACCGCUGGUCUCUCAACGGCAGCAACAUCACCGGCUGGACGUCGCAGUACAGGUUGUUUGUACCGUCGCUGCAGAGGACAGACGGCGGCCUGUAUCAAUGUGCAGUGAGGAACAGGAUGGGCGCCAUCAUACACGGAAGAACAGAGGUGCAAGUGGCCUUUAUGGGAAGGUUCUCAGGCGAAGAGCAGAGAACGACGACGAGCCAAGGCCAGGCUGCCGUCCUCAGCCUGCCGCCCCUGGCGUCAUUUCCUCAACCCUUGGUCACUUGGUACAAAGACGGACACAAGAUUAUUCCCAAUGACCGAAUCGCCAUCGCCUUGGAUAAUCAGCUGGUCGUCCUGGCAACGACCACCGCAGAUGCGGGACGUUACCACGUGGAGGCCGUGAAUGAAAUGACGGGCGAUAACGUGACGAGUCCUGCCAUCUACUUGAGCAUCUCGGAUUCAGAGUCAGAAGUUGCUGCUCCGGCCAUUGUGAUCGGACCUAAAAACACAACAGUGAUGGCAGGGACCACGGCCACCCUGGAGUGCAUUCCUAAUGCCAGAGACGUGGACAUCUUGCUGGUGGCGUGGAAACGCAACGGACGUCACUUGGCCAGCGGGCGUCGGCUGGCGAUCCCCGCCCCGGCCUCCUCGGACGGCGGCGCGUAUGUUUGCGAAGCGCUGCUAGGCAACAGCACCGCCAAAGCCGAAGAGGCCAGGGCGUACCUCACUGUGAUUGAGCCGCCCUCUCUGUCCGCUCAGCCUGAGCGGAAGAUCUUUGCUCAGCUCGACAGAAAUGUGGAUAUCCCCUGCUUGGCCACAGGUGUGCCCCCGCCCAGGAUGGAGUGGUACAAGGACGCCGUGCCACUGUCCAAGCUGGCCAACCCUCGCUACAAGGUCACCAGCGCAGCGGGUCUGACAGUGCGGCGAGUGCAGCCGGGAGACGGCGGGAUAUUCCAGUGCUUUGCCGGAAACGCCGGCGGAGAGACGCAAGCGCACGCGCAGCUCAUCGUCUCCGAUGUGCCUCCCACCUUCACCGUGCGCCCAUCUGACAAAACCGUAACCGAAGGGAACACAGCCUUGUUUAUCUGCCAGACAAGUGGUGCCCCGAAGCCUGCCAUCACCUGGAAGAAAGGAUCUCAGGUGUUAGCAAGCGGUUCCGUGCAGGUUGCCAGGUUCGCACUCUUGCAGUCGGGCAGCCUGCAGGUUCAGCCCGUCAGCUUCCAGGAUUCGGGAGAAUACACCUGCAUCGCUUCCAACUCGGAGAGGACCAUCAACGCCACGGCCACGCUCACUGUCUGGAGUCGCACCGUCGUCUCUGUGCCCCCGUCUGACCUGCGUGUAAUCAAAGGCACCACGGCUUUUUUGGCCUGCAACGCUACACAUGACCCCAGAGUCGAUGUCAGCUUCAAGUGGGAUCGAGGCGGCGCAACCGUCCUAACCAUCAGCGGUGGGCGUGUCUCUGUCGGCCAGGGCUCCCUCACCAUUGGCCAAACGUGGUCAGGUGACAUCGGGGAUUACACCUGCACUGUGACCUCGCAGGCCGGCAACGAUUCCCGCUCCGCACGUCUGGAAGUCAUCGAGCUGCCACAUUCUCCUCGCUCCCUGGCGGCGCGUCUCAACGACUCCGACUCGCGCUCGGUGCUGCUCUCCUGGCUGCGUCCGUUCGACGGCAACGCUCCGCUUCUCUAUUAUCUGUUGGAGCUCUCGGAGAACAACUCUCCGUGGAAGGUCUACCUGUCCGAGGUAGACCCCACCGUGACCAACAUGUCAGUGGGCGGACUCACGCCUGCCCGGACCUAUCAGUUCCGACUUUGCGCUGUCAAUCAUGUGGGCCGGGGUCAGUACAGCGCAGAGACGCAGCGGUUGAUGCUUAGAGAAGAGGCACCGAGUGCCCCCCCCAAGAACAUCGUGGCCAGCGGGCGGACGAACCAGUCCAUCAUGGUCCAGUGGCAGCCUCCUCCAGAACCGCAGCUAAACGGAGUCCUCAGAGGAUACGUGCUCAGGUACCGUCUAGCGGGGCUUCCAGGCGACUACCAGGAGAAGAACAUCAGCAGCCCGGAGACCAACUACUGUUUGCUGAAGGAGCUGAUCAUCUGGACACAGUACCAGAUCCAAGUGGCCGCCUACACUGGCGCCGGCCUGGGCGUCUACAGCAGUCCCGUUACCGAAUACACCCUGCAAGGAGUUCCCACAGCUCCUCCGCAGGAAGUGGAAGUGGUGGCUAUCAACUCCACCACCAUCCGCUUCACAUGGAACCCGCCGCCUCAGCAGUUCAUCAACGGCAUCAACCAGGGAUAUAAGCUGCUGGUCUGGCCGGAACAGGCUCCGGAGGACGUCACCGUGGUAACCAUCACCCCGGACUACCCAAGCUCACACCACACGGGCCUGGUCAGCAGAUUGAGCAAAUUCACCUGGUACUUCGGCUCAAUCCUGUGCUUUACAACACCUGGAGACGGACCACGUAGCCCACCUUCCAUGCUCCAAACGCAUGAGGACACACCUGGACCUGUCCGUCAUUUGAGUUUCACCAAAGUCUUGGACACGUCCGUGCAAGUCAGCUGGGCAGAGCCUGAAGAAAAGAACGGCAUUAUUACUGGCUACAUGCUGUGGUGGGAGGUGUUCGGCGUGCAGUCCAGGCGUGAGGAGCGAGCCCUGUCCAACUCCACGCUGCAGUACCAGCUCACGGGCCUCGCCUCCACCACCACGUACAGGCUGAAGGUGGCCGCGCUCACCGCCGCCGGACGGGGCGUGGUCACGUCAUCCAACAUCUCCACGGGCGUCCCUCCAGAACUUCCGGGUGCGCCCUCCAACUUGGUCAUCUCCAACAUCAGUCCUCGGACCGUGACCCUGCGCUUCCGGCCCGGUGCUGACGGGAAGACCGCCAUCUCGCGAUGGAUUGUCGAAGGCCAGGUAGUAAAGGAGGACGGCGCGGAGGAUUUGUGGAGGGUUGUUUACCAGCUGGACAACCAGGCGGGCGCUAACAGUCUGGAGAUCCCCAACCUCACUCCCUUCACUCAGUAUAGAUUUCGGAUGCAGCAGGUAAACAUCGUGGGGUCCAGUCCCCUGAGCGGCCCCUCCAGGCUGAUCCAAACCUUACAGGCGGCCCCUGACACCCACCCGUCCAACCUCAGCGUGCUGUCUCUUACGCAGACCGGCCUUCGCUUCAGGUGGAAGCCUCUUCCCACGUCCGAGUACAACGGCAGCCCGGAGACGGUGGGCUACCGGCUUCGCGUGCACAGGAUGGACGGCCUGGCAGAGGAUCGGACCGCGGAGGUAGAAGGGGUCGCAGGCGAGGUCACCGUAGAGGGCCUGGACCCGUGGACCCACUACCGGACCCGAAUACAGGCCUACAACUCCAUUGGACCUGGCCCGUGGAGCGACGCUGUCUCCGCACGCACGGCUGAAUCUGUCCCAUCAGGAUCUCCUGUCAAUGUGACGGCUGAUGCCGUGAGUUCCUCCAAAAUUCUGCUCACGUGGUCUCCCGUCCCUCAGGCGAGGCGGAAUGGGGCCAUCCUCGGAUACAAGGUGUUGUACACUGAGAAGGACUCCGAACGUUCCCCCAGUGUUCUUCUGGCGGAUGGAGAGAGGAAUGCGUCGCUGCUUCUCGGCGCGCUGAGGAAGUACACGGUGUAUGCGCUGCAGGUGUUGGCGUACACAAGGAUGGGCGACGGACCCCCCAGCAGCGCCGUGCUACUGAGAACCAAAGAAGACGUCCCAGGACCCCCUGUCAGGGUGGUGUUUCCAGAGGUCCGCCUGUCAUCAGCCAAGGUGGUGUGGGAGCCUCCCACAAACCCCGAUGGAAUCAUAUUAGGCUACCAGAUCGCCUACCGCCUGGAGCACAGGGACAGUCAGCAGUGGACCACGGUGGAGGUGGGCUCCAACGGACGCCAGUUCACCGUCACCGGACUCACCCCGGAGCAGACCUACGUGUUCCGGCUGGUGGCGCGCACCGCCGUGGGUUGGGGCCAGGAACACGUCGCCCUGGUGGUCACCACGGAGCGAAGAGAGCGUCCCCAGCCGCCCAGGAAGUUGUCCGUUCCCCAGGAUGGCGUGGAAGCGCGCCGCCUUCGCCUUCACUGGGUGACGGGCAGCUCAGGCUCCUCCCCCGUCAGGUACUUGACCGUGCAAAUCAGAGAGCUGCCCGACGGCGACUGGAUCACAAAUGCGGCAGACAUCCCGCACAACUUGACCGCCUGGACCGUUGACAGGUUGAAGCCUUUCACCUCAUACAGGCUGCGGAUGGUGGCCACCAACGACAUCGGAAACAGUGUCCUCAGUAAGGAGACGGAUGCGGUCACAACCUUGCAAGAUGCUCCCGACGAGCCUCCUGAGAUCAUCACAGUCAAACCAUCAACUACCACCUCUGUCCUGGUCCAGUGGAAGCGACCGAGCGACGACCGCAUCAACGGGGUGCUGACGGGAUACCGGCUGUAUUACCGAGAGCUGCCGUCCAACUCGUCUUUCGCUGCUGAAAUGCUGCAAGGAAGCAAAAGCGCCACAGACGCCCGCAUCACAACCAAGAGCACCUUCAAGACCGUCAGCAGCUCCUCGCUGACAGAGUUCGAGUUGACACAACUGAAGAAGUUCAAGCGCUACCAAAUAGUCAUGACGAGCUACAACAUCGUCGGCGAGAGUCCUCCCUCUGAACCCGUCGACGUGUCCGUUGGAGAGGCAGCUCCAUCAGUGGCUCCCCAGUCCAUCCGAGUGUCCGCCGUGUCUCCCUCCAGCCUGGAGGUGAGCUGGGACACGCCCCCCCUGGAGACCCAGAAUGGACUCAUCCAAGGAUACAAGGUGCACUACUGGCAGAAGGACAAACAGAACCAGACGGAGAAGGUGAAGGUGAUUUUUGUCCCGGACACCAGCAUGCACCUGAGCAACCUGAGCAGCUACACGCCUUACCUGCUCACUCUCACCGCCUUCAACACGGCCGGAGACGGACCGCCCAGCGACCCUCGUGGUGCGCACACCCUGCAGUCGGCCCCCAGCCAGCCCAGCCACCUCUCCUUCUCCGAGGUGACGGGAUGGAGUGCCAACGUCUCCUGGGGCGCUCCUUCAACUCCCAAUGGCCUGCUGGAGGGCUACCAAGUCAUCUACCGGCCCACCGCUCCGGUGCAAGGCGUCAGCAAAGUGGUGACGGUGGACGUGAAGGGCAGCUGGCAGCGAUGGCUGAAGGUGCGAGACCUGGUGAAAGGAGCCACGUACGCGUUCGCUGUCCGAGCCCUCACAGUCAGCUACGGGCCCCCGAUUCGUGCAAAUCUCACUGCAGAGCCUGUGCAAGGAGCACCCGGGUCGCCCACGGAGAUCUCCAUCACCAAGGCGUCCUCCGCCCUCACCAUCCAUUGGGCAGAGGGCGACAGCGGGGCGGCGCCCGUGAACGGCUACGUGAUCGAGUCUCGUCCCUCAGACGAGGGCGUGUGGGACUCGUUCGUCCGACUGCUGUCUGCCGGCAGCCGGUCCGUGUCGGUGCCGCUGGAGCGCCUGCGGCCCGGCAUCAGCUACGAGUUCCGAGUCAUCGCCGUCAACCGCUUUGGCUUCGGACAGCCCAGCACGCCCUCCGCGGCGCUCGCCGCUUUGUCCGAGCGUCCGUUCUACGAGGAGUGGUGGUUCCUGCUGGUCAUGGCGCUGGUGGGCCUCAUCCUCGUUCUCAUCCUGGUCUUCACCCUGCUGCUGCACGGACACGGCGGCAAGUACAAGGCCUGCGGCACGGGCAAACACAUGUCGUCGGCGGAGGAGUCUGUCACGCUGGACAACGGCGGUUUCACCACACUGGAGCUCAACAGCCGAGCGCUCAGCAACACCAAGAACACCUUCCUGAAAAAGAACGGGACCAGGUCGCCUCCCAGACCAAGUCCGGGCGGUCUUCACUACUCGGACGAGGACAUCUGCAACAACUACAACGGAGCGGUUCUGACGGAGAGCACCACGCUGACCGAGAAACCCACCGAGGUCUCCGAGUCCGAGCUGACGGACAGCGACUACGAGGACGAGCAGCCCAAGCACUCCUUCGUCAACCAUUACAUGAGCGACCCGACCUACUACAACUCGUGGAAGCGGCAGCCCAAAGGCCUCAAGCCGCUGGGCUCGCCGUUCAGCUACGAGGAGUGCGCCGCCGCCCCGGAUCCGGAGCCGUACUACCAGACCGUGGUCACCCAGCACAGCGCCGGCGGCGUCUACACGCCCGCGGGGCAGCCGGCGCUCGCCCACGCCAACCCCAACACCAACCCGCCCGCCUCGCGCACGCCCGUGACGGGAUUCUCUUCGUUUGUGUGAGCCGCCGUGUGCACACCUUGACACUCCUUGGAUGGGGAUCUCACUUUGGACUGGAGAGCGGAAGGCUUUGAGGUGAUGGGGAGACUGGAACUUAGUGUGCCCCCCCCCAAAAAAAAAAGAAAUGAAGCAACAAACAGCCUUCUCGCGGUUCACAAAGCUCUCCAGCUUUUUCAUUCUUGAGUGUCACUGUGCUCCUACAAAACACACACGCAUUAGCAUCCCCAUACAUAUUCCCACUUCUACUCGGACACUACAGAGACUCUUGGAUGAGAGAACUGAGCCGGUGGAAAUGGAAAAAUCAGCACAAAAAAAACAAAACAAAAAAAAACAAAAAAAAAGAGAUUCUUGUCUGUCGUCUGUAUUUGCAUACACACGCGCGCAGUCCAAAAAUACACGUGUGCACCAUCCGAUGGGACGUCUUUGUUGGGGGGGAGAAAAUGGCACAGGAGCAAGAAGAGUGGACUUCCUGUGCACAAAUGCGGAGAACACAGCUUUAAAACACAUUUGGGGGGGGAAAAAUAAGUGAUAAUCACUGUUCCAAGGUGUGUGUGUGUGUGUGUGUGUGUGUGUGUGUGUGUGUGUGUGUGUGUGUGUGUGGACUGUACUCCAGCACUUCAAAUUGAGUGUGAUUGUGCUAUAUGAAAUGAAAACUGUAUUUUUUCAAUUUGAUUUUAUUCUCCCGACAUGUGACGCUUGUACUAAACACUGCGUUCCCUUUUACGUUUUAGUUGUUUUUUUCCCCCCACAAGUUUGAGUGUGUAUGUUCAACGCAUGCGCUCAGAAAGCCUCUUCGUUAAUCGCAACGAGCGCCAUUGUGUGUUUAUAUUUUUAAAAAUGAAUUUUGUACAUGGAAAAACGACUUCAAAGUGGCCGAGCUUUGACCCGUACAGGCCGGGCUGACACAGAAACAAGCGCACACUUUGUAUUCCUCAUGCAUAAUUUAAAGUUUUCAGCCAGCCAGCCAGCAGCCUCCAGCACUCUGUCACACGUUUUAACACCCAUAUGGUGUGUGAAUAA
This is a messenger RNA of Phycodurus eques (leafy seadragon), 8651 nucleotides long. It is a transcript of the gene sdk1b, whose product is annotated as sidekick cell adhesion molecule 1b. The transcript has 46 exons. The record is from RefSeq and is a predicted model, not a curated record. Lineage: Eukaryota; Metazoa; Chordata; Actinopteri; Syngnathiformes; Syngnathidae. Gene Ontology annotation, molecular function: protein binding. The coding region runs from base 1125 to 7634 and encodes 2169 amino acids. Gene Ontology annotation, biological process: cell-cell adhesion.